Messenger RNA from Ustilaginoidea virens, 3444 nucleotides. RefSeq lists its product as uncharacterized. Gene Ontology annotation, molecular function: protein binding; glycerophosphocholine phosphodiesterase activity. The transcript has 4 exons. The record is from RefSeq and is a predicted model, not a curated record. Gene Ontology annotation, biological process: glycerophospholipid catabolic process. Lineage: Eukaryota; Fungi; Ascomycota; Sordariomycetes; Hypocreales; Clavicipitaceae. The coding region runs from base 1 to 3444 and encodes 1147 amino acids.
AUGAAGUUUGGACGGAACCUGCCGCGGAACCAGGUUCCGGAGUGGGCGGCUUCGUAUAUCAACUACAAGGGGCUCAAGAAACUCGUCAAAGCCCUGGCCGAGAAAGCGAAAAACGGGGAAAUAGUAGAUCCAGCAGAACUCUUCUUCGCUCUCGACCGAAAUCUGGAAGACGUCGAUUCCUUUUACAACAAAAAGUUUACCGAGGCAUGUCGGCGGCUGAAUAACCUUCACAAUCGCUAUGGCCGUGUGCCUGACGUCGUGGCCACUCUCGACCAGGAUGAGGUCGAGGAGGUUAUGGGGGCCUUGCUGGAGUUGCGAGCGCAGCUGAGAAAUCUGCAGUGGUUUGGCGAGAUCAACCGCAGAGGGUUUGUCAAGAUUACCAAGAAGCUCGACAAAAAGGUUCCGCAAAUAUCCUAUCAGCAUAGAUACAUGUCCACCAAGGUCGACCCCAAGCAGUUCGCAAAGGACGGCAGCAUCACUAGGCUAUUGUCCGAAAUCAAUCGUUGGCUUUCCGUUUUGAGCGACGCUCAGCAGGUUGACGAUUCCAUGUCGGAUCGCUCUACUCGGUCCCUGGGUCGCGCUUCAGCCAAGGCGAUGCUCAUUCUACCCCAAGCUCAACUCGACAUCAUGGACCAAGCGGUUAGGAACGACGACAUCUCUUCGUUGAAAUGGGGACUCACAGACGCCAACGUUGGUUCCGAGACUUGCUCGCAAGCCAUGCUUCUUAACUUGCUGCAGCGAUCCAUAUCGGCCCGCUCAAGGACCUGCAUUGCCUUUCUUCUCUCCCAGAUCAAGGACCUGGACGAGCCCGACGACAUCAAUGGUCGCAGCUGCAUACACCGGCUGGUUAUUCACAUUGGCCGAACCAAGUCCGCGUCGCCCGACGACGAUGCCCACGUCUACCCGGUACCAGCCGGGACGCAAUUCACCAACCGGCACCUUCAGCCUGCUGUGUCGUCUACCGUGCAUCCCAAAGCCAUCAACACCAAGGAAGACAAUCUGCUGGGCAAGGAUGACGAGGCGGUGCAGCUCCUCAUCUAUCUGCUGGAGCAGCUCUCGGAAAGCCAACGAACCGCCCUCCAGGGCCGUGACUCGUUUGGGCGCAUGCCCUUGCAUUACGCCGCGCAGUUCGGUUUCGUCGUUGUCUGUCAGAUCAUCAUGAAGUACAUGCAGGACUGGGGCCAGUUUGAUGCCAAGGACGGUAUCGACGCACCGGAAUGGCACGACAAGGAUGGCUAUGCGCCGCUUCACCUCAGCGUGAUGGGAGGCCAUCCCCUCACCACGCAGGCUCUGCUGCAGGGCGAAAACUGGCAGGGAAGCAGCGAAGCCAAGGUUCAGAUUCGGAAAACGAUCCCCAAGUCGGGCGCUUCCCUUGCGCUGGCGACCAAGUCAAACUAUGAACCGAUCGUGGAAAUGCUUGUUGGUGCCGGUGUCGACAUCAACUGGACGGACAAGACGGGUGAGACGGCGCUCCACAUUGCCGCCACGUUCGGCCACGAAGGGUGCGCGCGCAUUAUUCUCGGCGGCAGCGAUUCCCAAAAGGCCGACAUUGAGAUUGCGGAGAACUCUUACUCUUGGACUCCUCUUCACGUGGCGGCAGUCGACGGAUCCCUUUCCGUCGUACGGCUCCUCGUCGAGGCCGGAGCAGAUGUCUCCAAACCAGAUGCAUCGGGCUGGACUGCAAAGGAGCACGCGACUCUGCGUGGUCACAUGGAUAUCGCGCGGUUCCUUGCUUCCCACACCGACGAAGAGGAGGCGGCGGCACGGAUCGCACGGGGUCUCACGCAGCAGCCCAACCCGCCAGAGAACUCGUCCAUCGACGGAAGACGCUCCAACGUGGCAAACGGCAACCCUUGCCGCCCUGCCGAACCCGUCAAGACGUUUGGUCACCGCUACCUCACCAACGAGAGCUUGGUGCUGGUCAGCCUGGGGACCAUGGACAUUCGCAAGUCGACGGAAGCCGUGCACCUUGACAGCGUGCCUCUGACCGAGGCGCACAGCACGCAGCUCGACACGGCUCUCUCGGUGGUGGUGAGUGCAGCAGGAGCCGUCGGCGACCCAACAACCAUUGAUCUUCCCGUCCACGACGGCAUCUCCACGGAACCCAUACUGUUCAAGACCACGGACGCCACCAAAGUCAAGCUCAUGUUUGACAUAAUCCCCACCUACUCUGGGAGCGAGAAGAACAAGAUUGGGCGCGCCGUCGCGCUGCUCUCGACCGUCAAGCCGACGAUUGGUUCACGGCGGAUGAACCUGCAAGGGGACGUCUGCGUACCCAUCAUGUCGAGCAACCUCGAGGUGAUUGGAACCGUCAACUUUAACUUUCUCGUCAUCACGCCGUUUUACCACGCCAACAUGGAGAUUACGUCGCGGCAGACGUACUGGAGAAAGAUGUCCUCCACCAUGCUCAUCGGCCAUCGAGGGUUGGGAAAGAACCUCACAUCCAACAAGUCGCUGCAGCUGGGCGAAAACACGCUACCGUCCUUUAUCGCCGCGGCCAACCUCGGGGCGCAGUACGUCGAGUUUGACGUGCAACUAACCAAGGACCACGUGCCCGUGAUUUACCACGACUUCCUGGUCAGCGAGACGGGCAUUGACGCGCCGGUGCACACGCUGACGUUGGAGCAAUUCCUCCACAUCAACCCCGACAAGGGCAGGGAGCGGUCCAACGGGAACGGGCAGGCCAGAGACGGGCUCGUCGAACUGGCCAACCGGCCGCGCAGCAGCAGCAGCUUUGCGCCGCCCAAGCGAUCUCUGUCGAUGGGCUACGCGGGAUCCGGCCACGCCGAGAUGGAGGAGCGGAUGAAGCACACGAGAGAUUUCAAGGAGAAGGGAUACAAGGCCAAUUCCCGCGGCAACUUUAUCCAGGCCCCGUUUGCCACGCUCGAGGACCUGUUCCGCAAACUGCCCGAGGAGAUUGGGUUCAACAUGGAGCUCAAGUACCCCAUGCUUCACGAGAGCGAGGAGCACGAGAUGGACACGUAUGCCGUGGAGCUAAACUCGUUUUGCGACACGGUCCUGGCAAAGGUGUACGACCUGGCCGGCAGCCGCCACAUCAUCUUCAGCUCGUUCAACCCGGACAUAUGCCUGUGCCUGAGCUUCAAGCAGCCGUCCAUACCGAUCCUGUUCCUGACGGACGCGGGAUGCAGCCCCGUGGGGGACAUACGCGCAUCGUCAUUACAAGAGGCCAUCCGGUUCGCCAGCCGGUGGAACCUGCUCGGCAUCGUGUCGGCCGCGGAGCCUCUGAUCAACAGCCCCCGACUGGUCAAGGUGGUCAAGGAAAACGGACUGGUGUGCGUCAGCUACGGGGUGCUGAACAACGACCCCAUCAUGGUCCAGCGCCAAGUAAAGGAAGGCAUCGACGCCGUCAUUGUUGACAGCGUGCUGGCGAUUCGAAAGGGUCUGACCAGCGGCGAAUCAAGCGCGCUCCAGUUACGGGGUUGA